Brassica rapa (field mustard) is the source of this 1272-nucleotide messenger RNA. RefSeq names its product protein YLS3-like. The record is from RefSeq and is a predicted model, not a curated record. Lineage: Eukaryota; Viridiplantae; Streptophyta; Magnoliopsida; Brassicales; Brassicaceae.
UUUUUAUAGUCGUAGACUUACAGAAGAUAAACUUGCAUUGAAGACUAGACAGUGGUUGAUGGAGUUAAGAAAGCUAUAAAGGCGGUGAAUCUAUAUCUCGAAACAUUUCUAUUGAUAUGUAAAGAAGAUCAAACAAUGCGAUUGAGACACUACAUAGAGAUUUUUCACGUUGAUUUGAGCAUAUCAAUCUUUCAAAACUCUAUUGCUGAAGUCAGAGAUCGAAGAUUACGAAGAACCUAAAUUUCGAGAGGACAUGGACAAAAAAGAUAAAGGUUCUUCAGGCAUGUAGUGCUUGACUUAUAUCUAAAGUCCACACACAAAAACCCAUACCAAACGUUAAUAAAACGCAGUGUUUUAAAAUUAAGGACAUGUGUCGAUACCACAUGACUCGACUUUAUGACCUGGCGUUGACGUGUCACGUCCAAAAAAAAGUAAACACUCUUUUAUAUAUAUAUAGAUAGAUAGAUUUUUACAUGCAUGUAUAUACUUUAAACUGCAAAAAUUCAGAUUUUUUCUUUAAUCCUAUAGUAUUAGAAUUUAGAAUAAAUCAAUUAAACUAGGUAACAAAAUCCAUGAUAUUUAGUAACAAAAUCCAUGAUAUUUAGAAACAAAUAAUACAAUUCUGACUUUCCUCUAUUUAUAAGACGCAUGACCAAGAAACAACAAGACACGAUACACAAAAAUUAUGGAGAUUUGCAAAUUUCUUACCUUGAUAUUCUUGGCCAUUGUCGUUCUCUACCCCGUCCAGGCGACAGCACAAGGAGGCGAUCCUCAUUUGAUGUCUUGCAUGCAGAAACUUAUGUCGUGUCAGCCGUACAUACACGCGGUAAACCCGCCGCCUCCACCGUCGUGUUGCGGGCCAAUGAAAGAGAUCGUGGUGAAAGACGCGCCGUGUCUAUGCGCCGUUUUCAACGACCCGGCGAUACUCAAAACACUAAACCUCACCAAAGAAAACGCUCUUGAUCUUCCUAAAGCAUGUGGAGCUAAUCCUGACAUCUCACUCUGCUCCAAAACCGCUUCUUUGCCGCCUACUGCGCCGCCAGGACCAACCAGCGGAUGCUCUUCCGUUCAAGCUGUCAGCUACAUUGGACUUAGCUUUCUGCUUGCUUUUGUGGCAAGAAUCUUAUAUUGAUUAUUCCAUAUGUCAGUUUUUUGUCAUCAUUUUAUAUAUUUGGCUCUAUGUAUUGUUAAUGUUUCAUCUUUAUACAUUUUUACGUUGUUGAAUUCUCAAUUUCGGUUCUAUUUUGGAUUCUAUAAAUAUGUUGGGUAAUG